GAUCGAAUUCAAGUUAUACGGUGCAAGGGAGUCUGACCGUUAAGCACGUUAGCACGAACAAGCCACCCGAGUUCAAAGCUACUACGUUACUAUUCAGCUCACACUCGCCAUGCGCCAAUAUCAACUCUCCCAUCGCAAGGACUUUUCCGGCCUGACGCUGCACGAUGACAUUCCCAAACCGCAACUCUCCACCGCGACCGAGGUCAUGGUCAAGAUCCGUGCUAUCAGCUUGAAUGCCCGUGACUUGCAGAUCGCGACAGAUCAAUAUCCUGCUCCUCAUGCUAUCAAAGACAACCUGGUUCCUGUUUCGGAUGCUGCCGGGGAGAUUGCCGAGGUGGGCGAGGAGGUGGAGGGGUGGAAAGUUGGGGAUAGGGUUUGCACGGUCUGUUUCUUGGGGCACGACCAGGAUGAGGAUGUGCAGAUGCACUCUAUGGUUCGAGGUCUAGGAGGCGCCAUCGACGGUGUCGCAACGGAAUACUUCACCGUCGAUCACACCCAGCUGGUCCGAAUGCCCAGCCAUAUGACUUUCGAACAGGCUAGCACCCUUCCUAUCGCAGCGGCUACCGCUCAGAAUUCGUUGUAUGGACAUCAUCCGGUCUUGCAAGCUGGGGAUACGGUCUUGUGCAUGGGGACUGGAGGUGUCUCUUUGUUUGCCGCGCAAAUCGCUUUGAACGCCGGCGCAAAGGUCAUCAUAACUUCAUCCUCUUCGGCCAAACUCACCCGUGUCACCUCUCUGCUCCAACCUCUUCUCCGCUCUACCAGCUCGCCAGAUACGAUCCAGACCAUCAACUACAAUGAACACCCCGAUUGGGACGUCAAGGUCGCAGAGCUGACGGGUGGCAAAAAGGUGGAUUUCGUCAUCGAGAUAGGAGGCCGGGCGACUUUAGGGAAAUCGAUCAGGAGCACCCGGGCUGGUGGGUUGGUUGCGAUUUCGGGAUAUAUGAGCGAUUAUGGGAAACCCGACGAGAAGGCUAACCAAGAGGAUCUGGCCAAGAUGCUCCUCUACGGCGCUGUCAACGCUCGAGGUAACUUUGUCGGCAACAAGGUUCAGUUCGAAAAGAUGAACCGGGCGCUGGAAACCGGAGGUGUCAUUCCUUUGGUAGACAAGGUCUUUGAGUUUGAACAACUCAAGGAGGCUUACGAGUAUUUGCAGUCGGGCAAACAGAUCGGGAAGGUUGUCGUCAAGGUGUCGAGCGAUUAAGAGCAGGAUAUAGUUGGAUUUUGCUCGACUGCAAAGGGUAGAUAAGUGCACAUGAAGGAUCUGAUAACACUACAUCGCAUAGCAUUGACAUAAUACACUGCCUAAUGUCCACAUCGAUCUCAAUCUUUCCGAAAGGCAUCCUUUGCUAUGACGUCGUGGCUCUGGUAACUCCCGGCCGGUCCGCGCUAGAU
Filobasidium floriforme is the source of this 1392-nucleotide messenger RNA. RefSeq names its product alcohol dehydrogenase. NCBI's taxonomy places the organism in Eukaryota, Fungi, Basidiomycota, Tremellomycetes, Filobasidiales, Filobasidiaceae. The record is from RefSeq and is a predicted model, not a curated record. The coding region runs from base 110 to 1201 and encodes 363 amino acids. Gene Ontology annotation, molecular function: oxidoreductase activity. The transcript is spliced from 6 exons.